This is a messenger RNA of Micropterus dolomieu (smallmouth bass), 633 nucleotides long. Its product is annotated as cytochrome c oxidase assembly factor 8. The record is from RefSeq and is a predicted model, not a curated record. The coding region runs from base 1 to 417 and encodes 138 amino acids. NCBI's taxonomy places the organism in Eukaryota, Metazoa, Chordata, Actinopteri, Centrarchiformes, Centrarchidae. Gene Ontology annotation, biological process: intrinsic apoptotic signaling pathway. The transcript is spliced from 4 exons. Gene Ontology annotation, cellular component: mitochondrion.
AUGUUUAGUAAAGGAAACAGCCUGAGGAUGAAGAAGUCAGUAUUUAAGGAAGGUGUUAAUAGAUCCACAUUCAGGCCAGUAGCCACCUCCACGCACGACUGGAUCGGCCCACCGAACCCUCUUUCCAACCUGCGGCCAAUCGUUUACCACGUCCCCGCGAACGAAACAGAGCUGGAGAAACGGCUGCGACACCUGAGGCAGGAGACCGAGGACUGGAACCACGACUUCUGGGCCAAGCAGAACAUCACCUUCAGCAAGGAAAAAGAUGCUUUCAUCAUUUCAGAACUGAACGCUAAAGGCUUGAGUCUGCGUGAUGAGCAAGGACGACGGCGGUCCCUGAACAGUGAAGAAAUGGCCGUGUUUUACAAAAGCUUCCUGGACAGAAACAGAAUACGACAUGCAAAUUAUAACAAGUGAGUUGUUUUGCAGCCGGGUAUCUCCCAUGAUGCCACCGGGUGGGUGGGUACAUCUCCCUCCACGGGAGCUGUGGGCUUUAUCCGACACUGUUAUAUACUGUACCUAGAGAACUACAAACAUCGCAGGCUUUGAAGAGCUUUCUGUGAAUUAGCAUUGCAAAGUGGCUGACUUGUGUUUAGUUUAGUGAAUCCUCUAUAAAGAAAGAGACGCCCACAC